GAAUCAUGCUUCCUUUUUCCUGCUUGCACUGUGGGUGGGGUUUUUAUUUUCCUUUUUUUUUUUGAACAGAUGGUGGAGCUACUUGCUCGCUCUUGGUUCUUCCAAAGCAAGAUUUUCUGAGCUUCGGAGGGUUUACUGCACUGUCUGAAGAACAGGCCACAAGGCUGAGAUGGCAGCUAGAACUGGGGAGGUUUUGCAGCAAAUAUCAGAUUCAUAUUCAGAUCUUGAAGUUUCCAUGGGGGAAGCGUCGGUCCAUAUUCCAGAUCCCAGCACCACUUCCAUUUCCCCUUCCACAGAAGAAUAUGCGGGCAUGUUUGACUUUAAGCUGAGUUUCAGCAUAUUCUUAAGAGACACUGAUGCUUGGUUCUCAGAAAAACUCAACACAGUGUACUGUCGCCGAUGCAUCGCCUUCCCAGCCCUCAUGAAUGUGUCCCAUCCACUGCCUUCUGGCUCCAUCAUCCGUGCCAUGGCUGUGUUCAGGCACCCCAAGGAUGCAGCAGAGGUAGUGAGAUGCUGCCCACUUCAUGAGCAACUGCUAAGAGACAGAGGUGAUGUGGCCCAUCCGGAGCACCUAAUCCAGGUGGAAUGGAAUAACCGAGCCCAGUAUUUUUCUGACUCAGAGACCAAGCGAUGCAGUGUUACUGUUCCUUUUCAGGAGUCCCGUAAAAGCAGCGUUGUUUGGUACAAGUACAUGUGUUCUACAAGCUGUUUUGUUGGCGCGAACCGGCGUCCCAUUUCAACCAUCAUCACCCUGGAGUCUCCACAAGGAUUGAUUUUUGGACGACGGUGCUUUGAAGUUGAAGUAUAUCGGAGAGAUGAGUCACCUAGCCCAAGAAUCUGGAGACCUAGUAUUUCUAGACUGGAAGAAAAGUUACAUCACUUGGACCUGGAAGGGUUGGAAGAAGAUUUGGAAAAGCAGGGACGGUCUGUUUCACCUGAACUUGAGUAUGGCUCAGCAGCUUUCGAGACUAUUUGGUGCCCGAUGCCAGCUAGUGACAGAGGCCAAAUUCAAAGCCCGCUGUCGUCGAGAAUUGAGUCCAGUUCUUUCCCGUUGGAUCCCGGGAAAGGUGAGAUUGGCUCUAUCAAUUACAGCCUUCUAGAGACUGGUUACAAUUGA
This is a messenger RNA of Candoia aspera, 1117 nucleotides long. Its product is annotated as cellular tumor antigen p53-like. The record is from RefSeq and is a predicted model, not a curated record. Bases 170 to 1117 code for a protein of 315 amino acids. Gene Ontology annotation, molecular function: RNA polymerase II cis-regulatory region sequence-specific DNA binding; DNA-binding transcription factor activity, RNA polymerase II-specific. Gene Ontology annotation, cellular component: nucleus. Gene Ontology annotation, biological process: apoptotic process; regulation of transcription by RNA polymerase II. NCBI's taxonomy places the organism in Eukaryota, Metazoa, Chordata, Lepidosauria, Squamata, Candoiidae. The transcript is spliced from 7 exons.